GUAUUGCUUGCAUGUAUGAAUCUUAUAUAGUUCUGACGCAAGCAUAUCAACAAGCUUGAUACUCCAUCCUAAACUCUUAGGAUGAUUAUCCCCUUCUCUGAUAUUUAGGAACUCAAUUUGAAUAAUUUACUCCUUUUUUGUUCAAGUCAACUUCUUCGUAGGGAUUAAAGAAUAGAUUAGAGUUAUUUUAAGGAGAGAACAUGGUUAUCACUACUAGAUGUGGUACUUGGGAAUAUGCUGCACACGUCUAAACCAUAAGCCUGUUUUACCUCUUCCUUAAGUAGUCCAAUCCCAAACCAUCUUCCUCCUCAGGAUUUCUGCUUUUUCUAUACCAUGGGAGAUCCAGUUUCAGAUGAAAUGCUUCAUAUCUCAAGCUAUGGCAUUCGGAACACAACGAUGGAAAAGCAGAUUUCUGUGGAUCCAAUAUCAUUGAACAGAGAAUUGAGUGAUAAUCCAGUGCAGACUGUUGUUACUACUCCAAAGCCAAAAGGACCGAACCAACUGCCGCCCCUAUUGCCUCCUACAAAUUCCAAGUUUUUAAGCUUAAGUCUGCCAAGUUCAGCCGCCUCAUCACCACGAUUUGGCGCCUCAUUGUUGAAGAAGAAAUGGAAGAAUGAAAGGCAAGUAUCUCCCCAGCAAGUUGAGGACGUGAACCACCUCCACUCUGCAUCCUACAACCCGCUUCCUCUGCAACAAGAACAAUUUCGACGGACCAAGUCGUGCGGUGAAGGAAGAGAAUAUGCUCCUGAUGACUUUGAUCUUUGGCUGAUUCAACCAAAUGCCAUUGAAAUUGUCAACAAAGCAUAUACCAAUUACACUAGCUUCUCCAAAACUGAAGUCAACAGAGCUGUGCAUAAAAAUGGCAAGAACAAUGAUCCAAGUGAUGAUAUCGAUGAGUUCAAAUGUGGAGCUCUCUGCCUUUACCUUCCUGGCUUCGGCAGCAAGGCAAAGCCAGUGAGAGCAAGAAAGGGAGAAUCCGAACUGCAAAAUCAAAAUGUCAUCUCUAGAUCAGUUUCCUUGGAAAAAUUUGAGUGUGGUUCUUGGGCUUCUCAAGUUAUGGUAAGUGGCAAUUUAGAGGACUCCAUGGGUCACUUUGAUCUGCCUCUGGAGUUAAUAAGAGGCAAUGUAAAUGAUGCACAUUCACCAGUUACUACAGGUUUCCUCUUUGACAAGGAUAUAAAAGGAGUCCUGAAGAAUGGCUCAGCCAGAACAUCAGCAGCUAGAAAAUCAUAUGAAUCGCCGCGCCACGUUCGGUUUUCGACAUCAUCUCCCAAAUCUUACCCUGCCUCACCAGGUUCUUGCAUCACGCCUCGCUUGCGCAAAGCUAGAGAGGAUUUCAAUGCUUUCUUAGAAGCACAGAGUGCAUGACUAUAUGGCCUUUGCUAUAUUUGAUCAAGUUUUGAUGAAUGUACUUUGCAUUUUGUAAAAUAAUGCAAACUACUGAGCCUGUUUUGUUAUUAUUUUGUGAUCCUACUCUCUGCUCAUGGAUCGGAACUGGGCAUCAACCUGAAGAGCUUUGGAUUGGGCUGAGCUUAAGAAUAUUGGGCCAUUCCUUAUCCCACUAAGCCUCAAAAACCUGCCAACUCUGUGCAACUAAGCCUCAAAAACUACUGAAACUGCCCAACAGGCUUGGGCGGAGGAAAAAACGCCU
Rosa rugosa (rugosa rose) is the source of this 1651-nucleotide messenger RNA. RefSeq lists its product as uncharacterized. The transcript has a single exon. Gene Ontology annotation, biological process: response to photooxidative stress; photosystem I assembly. The record is from RefSeq and is a predicted model, not a curated record. Gene Ontology annotation, cellular component: chloroplast thylakoid membrane. Bases 334 to 1368 code for a protein of 344 amino acids. Lineage: Eukaryota; Viridiplantae; Streptophyta; Magnoliopsida; Rosales; Rosaceae.